Lingula anatina is the source of this 3140-nucleotide messenger RNA. RefSeq names its product sodium- and chloride-dependent glycine transporter 1. Gene Ontology annotation, molecular function: amino acid:sodium symporter activity. Gene Ontology annotation, biological process: nitrogen compound transport; amino acid import across plasma membrane; sodium ion transmembrane transport. The record is from RefSeq and is a predicted model, not a curated record. Lineage: Eukaryota; Metazoa; Brachiopoda; Lingulata; Lingulida; Lingulidae. Gene Ontology annotation, cellular component: plasma membrane.
UUCUCGUAAACAAGUAUUGAAGAUUGUUGACUGGGAAACUAAACCAAAAUGCCUGAUAAGAAGAAAACUCACUUGUCUCAGUUGGAUGAUGAAAAAUCGGGCGUAACUCUGAUGAAUAGUGGUGCCAGCCUGGUUCAUGGAAAGGAUGACGAUUCCUCCGUGGGGACGUUCAGUAGCUCCAGUAGUAUGAGCGGAGAUGAGAACACUGAACGUGGAAACUGGACUGGACGCAUGGACUUUCUGCUCUCUUGUGUGGGCUAUGCUGUUGGUUUGGGAAACAUCUGGAGAUUCCCUUACCUGUGUUAUAGAAAUGGGGGAGGAGCAUUCCUCAUUCCCUACAUCACUUUCCUGCUGCUGUGUGGAAUGCCCCUGUUUUUCCUGGAGGUGUCCUACGGUCAGUUUGCCAGCCUGAGUCCCACUGCAGUAUGGAAGCUGAGCCCUCUUUUCAAAGGUAUUGGCUGGGGCAUGGUCAUCAUCUCUGGAAUCGUGUGUAUCUACUACAACAUCAUCAUCACCUGGACAUUGUACUACCUGGUGAUGUCUCUCAGGUCGGUCCUGCCUUGGGCCAGCUGUGGGAACGAGUGGAACGAUGACCGCUGUGCUCUUAGAGCACACAAUGGAAAUGAGACCUUGCUCAACCAGACUGCUGCCAAUGAGACUGUCAUGACUUACAACACCACCUUCAGUGUGAAUGGCACUGAAGUGUCUGCAGUGCUGACCUCUGUUGUUGCUAAUGCCUCAGAACUGCCCAAGCAGACCCCCAGUGAGCAGUACUGGCAAAACCAUGUCUUGGAGCUGACAAGUGGCAUCGAUGACCUUGGUGACAUUCGUUGGCAGUUGCUGGUGUCUCUGAUUGUGGCCUGGAUCUUGGUGUUUCUGUGCCUGUUUAAGGGUGUCAAGUCCUCUGGCAGGGUUGUGUAUGUGACGGCUACGUUCCCCUAUCUGGUGCUGAUCAUCUUGCUGGUGCGGGGUGUUACCCUCCCAGGAGCCUUGAACGGAAUCAAGUUCUACCUCAUUCCAGAUUUUGCAAAAUUGGGCACCUUCAAAGUGUGGGCAGAAGCUGCAGCUCAGAUUUUCUACUCUGUGGGUGCAGCCUGGGGCGCUCUCAUCACUAUGUCUAGUUACAACAAGUUCAACAACAACUGCUUCAGAGAUGCUUUGAUUGUUCCUGCCAUUAACUGUGGUACUAGCAUCUUCGCUGGAUUUGUAAUCUUCUCCAUCGUUGGCUUCAUGGCUCACGAGACUGGCCAAGAUAUCAAAGAUGUGGUCACACAAGGUCCAGGCCUUGUGUUUGUGGUUUACCCUGAAGCUCUGGCUAAACUGCCAAUCUCUCCACUGUGGGCAGUGCUCUUCUUUCUCAUGUUGUUCACCAUUGGUCUUGACAGUCAGUUUGGGAUGUUUGAAACCAUGACCAGUGCUUUUCUUGACGAGUUCCCAAAACUUCUGCGUAAGAGAAAGAUGCUGUUCACGGCUGUGAUGUGCGUUGUAGAAUUCCUGAUUGGCAUACCACUUGUCAUGCAGGGUGGCAUCUACAUUCUACAAAUCAUGGACUGGUACUGCGCCACAUUCUCCCUGAUGAUCCUCUCCUUCUUGGAAUGCAUGGUCAUUGCCUGGAUUUACGGUGUGGAUCGUUUUUACAAGGACAUUGAGCUGAUGAUUGGGUACAAACCUCCAAUUGUAUACAAGUAUGCCUGGUGUUACGUCACUCCUUUGGUGAUUGUGUUCAUCCUAAUCGCCAGCUUGGCCAUGCACACUCCUGUCACCUAUGGCGAUGUUGUCUAUCCUGAAUGGGCCGUUGGGCUAGGCUGGGUGAUGGCAUCCAUUUCCAUGGUGCCAGUACCAAUUGUCAUGAUUGUCAAGAUUUUGAGGGAGGAAGGUUCUUUUGUAGAGCGUGUGAAGAAGCUAGUCCGACCUGCUCCAGAGUGGGGACCAGCUGUGUUAUCCCACAGAAAGAGGUACCUCUUAACACUGCCUCCCGCAGAGAGGAGUCGUAUGGUGAAAGACCUUUCCACGUGUAGCUCCCUAAGCACGGGAAUAAACGACGAGGAAAGCAAUAGUGGGAGCAGUGACUGUGACAGAGAUGAAAAGAGCGCAAUCGAAAUGGACUGUUUGAUGCACGAAUCUGAAAUCAAAUUGAAUGUAUGAGGGGACCAGCUAAUGAGAUCAUGUUUGUAUUUGUAUUCAGAGGUUCAUGGCUGCUCAAAGGUUGAGAGGACUUAAAGAAAUGGGGUGCAGCGCUGAAGAGUUUUGUUCUACCGGUGAGGGCAGCAGGGUGCUGUGCUGUGCUGUAGAGGUGGCUGCCUGGCCAUCAUUAGCCCUAAAGUUUCAAAGCUCUUUCUACUGCUCCACAGCUGAGUAAAAUUGAGACACACACAACAAAAGCAAAUGUUAAGUAACUAACUUCGUGUAAUCAAGCUUGAUUGGAGAUAACGAUUGUUAGAAAAUACCAUUAUUGAAUAGGUAACUAGGGGCUGAUUGUGUGCACCACACCCUGAGUACACAGCGGAUUGCUUGAUGUACUGCCCUUCAAGCGGUGUACUUAUCCAAGCAUCGGAUACCUGUGUUCCACAGGGUGAUGUGUAUAUCAACAGCCCUGAGAUGCCUCAUACUAAUAUUUGCUCAAUUUAUAUUGAACAUGAUAUUGUAUACGAACAUUCAUUCAGUAUCCAAACAGUCACUGCCAUGGUAACACAGUUUAGGCAGUUACAUAUAGCUAAGCAUUAGUCACUUAUGGUCUGGUCUUACGUGAGCUGUGUAUGAGCUGUCUAGUCUUAAAGAUGCUCCAUCAUCACAAUGAAUCAGGGGGGAUUUUCGGAGUUAAAACUCUGUGGGGGAUGGAAGCUGACAUUGCUGUGCAAAAUGUAAUUCAGUAAAAUCUUAUUUUUCUCACUUCAAAUUGAAAAUUAAAUGAAUUUGGCCCUGUUUUGCACAUUGAAUAUUUUUUCUAGAAAUUGUCCUCGAUAUAUUACUUUCACAGUCAGGAGAAGUUCGGCAUGAUAAAAAAAUCGUAGUCUUAUAAGAUAGUAUAAAUGAUGGAGCAUUUUUAAGAAGCAGACGAUUGACUGGAGUAUGCUCCGUAGUGCCAUGCAAGUGUGACUGUGAUACUCCAGAGGCCACAUUAAAAAAAAAAAAAAAAAAAA